GGGGAGAGAGGAGUCCUGGCAGACGGGUUUCCUGCUGUUUUGGGGCUGAGGAGAGGCACCGAGGCAAAGGCCUCCCGAAGGUAGCGGCAGCGGGUGUUGAUGGACUGAAGAGAGAAGCGGAGCAGAAGAAGGUUGUUAUAAGAACUACUGUAGUAAUGUAUGUAAACAUCCAGAAAGGGCACUACUGUGUGAAUGCAGUGUAUCCAUAAGGUGGCAGAGUGAAUUGUGAAUGGCACCACGAACACCUCAAGAUAGUUAUUUGGUGGCUCCUGAUGUUCCCUCCUAUGAUUAUUCCACAUCCCACCCAUUUGGAUAGACUUCUGCGAAAGACAAAUCAGAAGGGCAGUCUGUUUUUAAGAAGUUUAUGACGAAACCUACAGAAAGCAACACAGAGGAAGAGUCAUUGAACCUUUCCCUGCUCUGGAAUCUUGGACUUUUAAUUGUUCCUUCAGGAAGCUUCUGAGAGUUGGAGAAGGAGGAAGGAGGGGGGAAAGUGCGAACUUGCAGCUGUUCCGGAGGACUUGUCCCAUCUUGUAGCUGGUGUGGGAAGCUAAAAGACUCGAGGAAGUUGCUGUAUGUGGACUCUUUGAGACAAAAUGCUUUCUCUGAAGAAGUAUUUUACAGAAGGACUCAUCCAAUUCACCAUUAUUCUCAGCUUGAUCGGUGUGAGGGUGGAUGUAGAUACGUAUCUGAACUCACAUCUUCCCCCUCUACGGGAAAUCUUUUUGGGCCAGAGCUCAGCCUACACUCAAACACAGUUCCAUAACCUGCGGAACACUUUAGACGACUAUGCCAUCCAUCCCAAAAGUGUAGACCUGGACUACUAUUUCACAGCUCGACGGCUUCUUAACCAGGUGAGGGCACUGGACAGGUUUCAGGUGCCUUCCACUGAAGUCAGUGCAUGGUUGGUACAUCGAGAUCCUGAAGGUUCUGUCUCCAGUGCUCAACCCAGUACAGGCAUUGCUCUUGAGAAUGGCAACAGCUUGCAAGAUGGAACUGUUCCAGACAAUGUAGUGAGAGAAAGUGGAGCAGAACAGGGAUUUGCCGAAGAACUGGAAGAUCUAGGUGCAGUGGCUCCUCCAGUGAAUGGUGAUCUAACAAAAGAGGACAUUGAUUUAAUUGACAUCCUGUGGAGACAGGAUAUUGACCUUGGAGCUGGGCGUGAGAUUUUUGACUACAGCCACCGCCAGAAAGAGAACGAAGUGGACAAAGAACCAAAUAACGGGGAGGAGUGUGGGGAUGGCUGGAGAAGCAGUGGGGGCAACAUCGCUGACAGGGCCUUGCUAGUGGAUGGCGAGACAGGGGAGAGCUUCCCUGCCCAGGUGCGUGGGGUUGAGGACCAGACAGCCUUGUCCUUGGAGGAGUGCCUUAGGUUGUUGGAAGCGACAUUUCCCUUUGGGGAGAAUUCGGAGUUUCCAGCUGCAGAUGUCCCCAGUCUAACUGAAGCUCUGCCUAGUGAAAACGGGACAUCCAUUGUGCCAGAUGGGCUCCUGUCUCCUCUUCUGACAGACACAGAGUUGCCCUUUGAUCUGGAGCAGCAGUGGCAGGACCUCAUGUCUAUCAUGGAAACACAGGGUAUGGAGGUGAACAGCACAGCAGUUGCAGAGACCCUGUACAACAGCACAAGUGAAGACGUCCUGACAGCCAACUACAGCCUUGCCCCAUCCACCCCUAUCAACCAGAAUGUCAGCCUGCAUCAGGCUUCACUGGGCAGCUGUGGACAAGACUUCCCUUCUCUGUUCACCUCUGAGAUGGAAACCCCUUCUAUGGCUGGCAGUUCAGCUUUGUUGCAGCUGGUCCCUGACAACUCUACAGGUUUUAACACCACAUUUGGCUCUACCAACUUGAGUGGCAUCUUCUUUCCUUCUCACUUAAAUGCUACUAUAAAUGAAACAUCUGGGUCUGAACUCCCUGAUCCUCUUGGAGGACUCUUGGAUGAAGCCAUGUUAGAUGAGAUCAGUUUGAUGGACUUGGCUAUUGAAGAAGGCUUCAAUCCAGUGCAGGCCUCCCGCCUGAAGGAAGAGUUUGAUUCAGACUCAGGGCUCUCCUUGGACUCAAGUCACAGCCCUGCUUCUCUCAGUAGUUCAGAAACAUCAUCAUCUUCUUCUUCUUCAGCCUCUUCCUCCUUUUCUGAGGAAGGUGCUGUGGGCUACAAUUCAGACUCUGAAAAUGUGGAUUUUGAAGAUGCUGAAGGGGCUGUUGGGUAUCAGCCAGAGUACAGUAAGUUCUGUCGGAUGAGUUACCAGAAUCCUUCUCAGCUGCAAUAUCUGCCUUAUCUGGAGCAUGUGGGUCACAACCAUACUUACAACAUGGUCCCCGAGACCUUAGAUGCUGAUGACCAGAAGCCACCCAGCAUGGGUAAGAAGAGUGCCAAGGAUAAGCAGGCAGAGUUUCUGGAGAAGCAGAUGAGUCGUGAUGAACACCGAGCCCGAGCUAUGAAGAUUCCUUUUCCCAACGAGAAGAUCAUCAACUUGCCUGUGGAGGAAUUCAAUGAACUUCUAUCCAAAUACCAAUUAAGUGAAGCUCAGCUGAGUUUGAUUCGAGAUAUCAGGAGGCGAGGCAAGAACAAGAUGGCUGCUCAGAAUUGUCGUAAGAGAAAGCUGGACACUAUCCUCAACCUAGAACGGGAUGUGGAGGAUUUGCAGAGAGACAAGUCAAAGCUGCUCAGGGAGAAGGUGGAGUUCCUCAGGUCCAUUCGCCAGAUGAAGCAAAAGGUGCAGAGCCUUUACCAGGAGGUGUUUGGCCGCCUGCGUGAUGAGAAUGGCCAGCCCUACUCCCCAAAUCAGUAUGCCCUACAACACGCCAGUGAUGGCAGUGUUAUCCUAAUACCACGCUCUUUGGCUGAACAGCAGGGCAGGCGUCAAGAAAGGAAACAGAAAGACAGGAGGAAGUGAGAGAUAAUGAAUGUCAGCAAGAGAGUAUAAAACUUGCUGAAACGACAUCCUGGAGGAGGGCUGAGCCCUGAAGAAUUUGAAGGAACUUUCCUGCCUUCGUAUCCAAUAUAUCUUCUCAAACCAUGAUAGCUGCCAGUCAGUGUAUAGGAGCAGACUGCUGGGCGGGGGGCCUACAAGUCUUGGGAGGCAGAAUGGCAAAGCAUGUUGGGAAAGACCUGUGCCCCCAGCAGCCUAGAACCCGAAUGUUGUGGGAGGGGGGGAAACUAGCUGGCAUAAUAUGUGUGUGGGGAGGGGGGUGAGUUUCAGCAGAGGAUAGAAAAAUGAAUUGUUAAAGCAGGCUCUUGUUUCUAAGGAAAAAAUGGUUAAGUGGAUUGAACAGGCUUAAGAGAAUUUUUUUUCCUUUGAACUUCCAAAACGUGGAUACUUCAGGUAGCUGGUUUUAUUUUUUAGAACCAGUUUUGACAUUGGUUGUGUGCAGUUUGAAAGCAUGAUUGAAUACCAUUACUUUGCCAUCAUCCCUUCCUAGAUUUGUAAAUCUGAGUGAUUACAGGUGAAAUGACAUUGUUUGCUUGAAGAGGGAAGGGAGGAGAUGUUUUCUUAACCCUUUCCAGUUUGAAGAAAAGCGAGGGAUUUGCAUUCAAGGAGUAUAGCCUUUUUGGUGUGCUUUAGCACCAGCCAUACAUGUUUGGAAGAUGAGACUGGAGAGGGUUAAUAAAUCACCAUGGUGAUGUGUCUUCCCACCACCCCUCUCCUCACCAAUCGAAAACUCUCUAAGCAUGUCACUGCCUCCAGUGAGGAGCCAGCAUUAUGCUAGGCCCACCAUCUAGAUGCAUUACAAGAUGGUGCAUGGUAAAACUGCAUGCUACAGUGCUGUCUUUUCCACUGGUUGGCUUGGCAAAACUGCUUUGAGUGGCAAGGGAUGAACAGGUCGCCUGUAAAGGUUGCACCUUCACCUUCACCUGCUUGGGAGUUAGCCAGGUGGGAUUCUGACGGUUUGUGGUCAUUGCCACUUGGUCUCCAGCACAGUGGGCUUUGUUCCCAUGAAGCGGGCAUGUUGUCUUGAGAGAAUAGCCAUCUGUGGCACGCCCCUUUCUUAACGGGCACUUUGAUUUUUAUUUAUUUAUUUUUUUAGGACUCUGUGCUCCUGUGUUAUUUCCCCUUCCCCUGGUAGGGCUGUAGGAUGAACUUGUAGUAUGCAUGUAGGUAAGAAGGGAGACGAUCAAAGCUGCUGAAAGUUCUUUCUGCCAUAAAAGAUUCAAUGUGUUAACUGUGAUUCCACAGCUGGCUUUCCUUCUGUCCUUGGGUGUCAUUCCAACUUCCCCCUCCCCCCUCUUUUUUAAAAAUAAGGCGAAGGGUGAGGGUAGUGCCUUGAACACAGCUGGCCUCAAGCUCCGAGGCAGUCCUCGGAACUGUUAACUUGCAGUAUAGCACAGCUGGGAGUAUUACCGACCUUACCAGCAACUGAUGAGCUAAUGGCUUUGGUUUUUCCCCAGCCAGUUAGUCCUGUGUAUGUGAUGGCGUGUGAGAGCAUAGCACUGAAAUGGGCAUCCUCCAGCAGAUUGUGGGGGGUAUGAAGCAUUGUUUAUCCAGCAAAGGGUAGUUUUUGCAGCCAGAUGUUCUGUAGAUAUUGCUUGCCGAACGCCAUGAUUUCUUGCAAGAAGCAUGUGGGUGGGUGGAGGAAUAAACUGAUGUUUGAUUCUCUUGCACCUCUCUUGCUCCUGUGACUUGACAGCGUGAAACUUGAAGCACAAAAUGUGUUGGAGCUGUAAUUGGUUGCUGGAUGAUUAGGAUGGAGCCCUGAUGUGUGCAUGUGUUAAUUUAUAUUUCCCUUUGAGGUUUUACUUUGGAUGGUUUCAAUGAUCUGUUAUGGAAAAGGAGAAAGAGAGAGAGAUUGAGAGAGAGAUUGAGAGAGAGUGAGCGAGCACAGGACAAAAAUAAAAUGGCUUAUUCACUUAUUUCA
Molecule: messenger RNA, 4854 nt
Organism: Sceloporus undulatus (fence lizard)
Lineage: Eukaryota; Metazoa; Chordata; Lepidosauria; Squamata; Phrynosomatidae
Gene: NFE2L1
Product: nuclear factor, erythroid 2 like 1
Exons: 8
Coding region: 597-2894 (765 amino acids)
Biological process (GO): regulation of transcription by RNA polymerase II
Cellular component (GO): nucleus
Molecular function (GO): DNA-binding transcription factor activity, RNA polymerase II-specific; RNA polymerase II cis-regulatory region sequence-specific DNA binding
Source: RefSeq, a predicted model, not a curated record